AGAAUGCAAAGUAUUAAAAGUGGUAUUAAAGUCCAAAGUAAAGGUAAAGCAUGGGAAAUAAUAAAAUGUUUGUGGUUUGGUGUUGUAUAUUGAUCUGCUUAAAUCUGUUUGUUAUAAAAAGAAAAAAAUUGAGAAAUGAUUUUCAAGACUUUAUGGGGUAUAAAUAAGCAUGAUAGCAGGUUUAUGGUCAGCAGGAAGAACAGAUGUGUUUUCCUCUAUUUACUCUCUACAUAAAGCCAUUUAACACUGAUGAAUGCAGAGAAUGGAAAGAUAAUACAGACUUGAAAUUUUGCAUUAUCUUGCGUAAAAGGGCACGCUUCAUUUCAGUUGUUGCUAUAGAUGUUUAUGUAGGUACAAAGUACAGGCAUCUCUAUCAUAAGCAGUCAGCUUCUUCAGUUCUAUAUGUUUCUUCUUAUCAUCAGAUAUUAUGAUGACAGGUGCAGGAGAUACAAUCGAUACGCCAUGACCAGAAACUGCUAAAAGUUUAGGUUAAGUCUGGUUUAUGGCUGAGCAUGAACAUCUUGUUCUAUAUGCACUCAGUGAUGUGCUUGGUCAAGCAGAUAUCCCAUCUGUUGCUUCAAUGUGAGAGUGGAUGGAACAGACAGAGACGGGAAGCAACAGGCAGACACGCUGCUGUGGGAUUCCUACCUUUGUGAAUAUGUAUUAAACCAUUUUCAACGCUAACAGGAUGUUUGUGCCUCGAAUCUGGGUUUUUGGACAUGAGCAUUAAUCCAAAUGACAUUGUUCUUCUGGGGGACCCCUGGAUCUAAGGAACGGACAUGAACUCUUCGGGCUGUGCUGUAUCACUGAUAUCUCAAAGAGAUGUGGACAAUUUCUCCCAAAAUGUGGCCAGCCUAUAUCACAGUUGGCAUCCAGAAUCAGCGUUCCUUCCCUUUCACCUAGAAAUGAAGAUGUUUCUGCUUCCAACCACCAUCUGCUUUGUGGCUGCCAUUCUAGUGACACCUCUUAUUCUGUUCUCUAUCUUUUCCAACUUUAGUCUGCGUAAGGAAACUCGCUUCCUUCUCCUUGGAAAUGCCCUGGUUUCAGAUUUAAUAUAUCUGUUUUUGUACACUAUCAGCACAAUAUGUAACAUGAUCAACAUACAUAUCCCUAAGCAUGUGUGUGCACUGCUUCUAUUUUUACUGGCUGCAACCUACGGCGGUGGAGUUCUAACGGCAGGAGGAAUGGUGGUGGACACGUACCUGGCCAUUCUGUGGCCUCUACAUUACUUGAUCCUCGUCCCUCCAUCAAGAACUAAAAAAAUGAUUGUCUUGCUAUGGUUCUCCUCGUACCUCUUUGCUGGCAUCUUGUUUUUAGGCUUGUACUUUACUCAAGAACCUAUUCCAUGCCAAUAUGAUUUGUGUUCUCUUCCAGUCAUACUUAUUAUGACCUUACAUGGUGACCAAACAAUAAGGCUGUUCCAUAUUCUUUUUAUUGUAUGUUUUCUAUUAUUCUUUUCAAUGAUUUUGUGCUGCUACAUAUUCCUGUGUUACAAAACCAGAGAAAGUGGUUUGUGGAAAGGUGUUUCUUCCAGGGCCAGCGUCACGUUCUUGAUGCAUCAUGUCAUCCUAGGGUUCUACUUUUGUCCUCUUCUUCUUCUGUUGGCAGAAUCCUUAUUAUACAUGAAUCACGUUAUAGGUCUAAAGAUUGGAAUACUGAUCACAUUGACCAUUUGUAAUGUUCUAAUUGUCUUGCCAAAGGGUAUUUCUCCAUAUCUAUAUGGGCUCAGAUAUAGGGAGAUAUAUAAAUCUCUCAGGCUGUUUUGCAAAUUUAAGUGGCACAGUUUUGUAACAUUAGCUACAGAUAGACUUGGGGGUAAUACAAAGUGA
Molecule: messenger RNA, 1829 nt
Organism: Hyla sarda
Lineage: Eukaryota; Metazoa; Chordata; Amphibia; Anura; Hylidae
Product: probable G-protein coupled receptor 148
Exons: 1
Coding region: 780-1829 (349 amino acids)
Biological process (GO): G protein-coupled receptor signaling pathway
Cellular component (GO): membrane
Molecular function (GO): G protein-coupled receptor activity
Source: RefSeq, a predicted model, not a curated record